CUGGACUCUCUCCCGCGAACUCUGUUUCACACAAAUAUAAAAGCGUCAUUCCGUCACCCUCACGGUUAUCUCCGAUAAACUAACAACGUCCCUAUUUCCGGUUUCAAAUUCCCUCCGGCGACACAUUCGGAUUCCAAUAUGAGGACCCGUUUAUCCUCGACUUGGGUCAUCUUCGUGGCCUCGUUCUGUUUCCUCGCAAGCUUCGAAUUAUUGCAAGCCAAAACCAUCGACCCCUACAAGGUUCUUGGGGUUGAUAAAAAUGCAAGUCAGCGGGAAAUUCAGAAGGCUUUUCACAAGCUAUCUCUUCAGUAUCACCCUGACAAGAACAAAGCCAAGGGUGCACAAGAGAAGUUUUCUCAGAUCAAUAAUGCAUAUGAACUUUUAUCCGAUGAAGAGAAGAGAAAGAAUUAUGAUUUGUAUGGAGAUGAGAAAGGAAACCCUGGAUUUCAAGGUGGCCAUCCUGGAGGUCAGGAUGGAUAUACUUAUUUUACAGGGGGUGGUCCUGGACAAAGCCAUUUUAACUUCAAACCAGGGGGGGGCUGGCAGGGUAUGGGUGGUCAGGGAGGAUCUAAGUCAUUCUCCUUUUCUUUUGGCAGCUCGGGCAAUUCCAAUCCUUUUGGAUUUGGCUUGGAUGAUCUUUUUGGCAGUUUUUUCGGUGGUGGAGGUGGUGGGAGUCAGUUUGGUGGUUUUGGCAGUUCAGCCAAGUCUGGGUCCAAGAGUUCUGCCAAAAGUCUUAGAGCUGUAAAUUCACAGAUUUACAAGAAAGAAAUAGAAAAUGCAGGAAUGACUUGGCUUUUGUUAUCUUAUAUACCCUCAUCGAAGGGGAUCCAAUACUUUGAAUCCACUAUAGAGGAGGUUGCCAGUUCAUUGCAGGGAGCUUUGAAGGUUGGAAGCAUAAACUGUGAAAAGGAAGUCUCAUUCUGUAAGGAGCUUGGCAUAUAUCCACGGAGAGCUCCUAGGCUUUUUGUUUUUUCUUAUAAGGAGAAUGAAAAAGGUUCUUUGGUGGAGUACAGUGGAGACUUGGAUGCUAAGAAUUUGAAGGCUUUCUGUCAAGAACACUUGCCAAGGUUUUCAAAACGAACCGACUUGAAUCAUCUUGAUCAAUUCAGCACUACUGGAAAGUUGCCUAGGGUGCUGCUUCUUUCCACCAAGAAGGACACUCCUGUAAUUUGGCGUGUCCUUAGUGGCUUGUAUCACAAACGCAUUACUUUCAGUGAUGCAGAGGUUCAUGAUGUUGCUGAUCCUAGAGUGAAAACACUAGAAGUUGAUGCACUUCCAGCUAUAGUAGGUUGGCUACCAAAUGGAGAAAAGCGUAUCCUGAAAACUGGGAUAUCUGUGAAAGAUUUAAAAUCUGCAGUUCUUGAUCUUAGUAACAUACUUGAUAGUUUUGAAAAAGUAAGUAAAAAGGAAUCAUCAGGUCAGGCCAAGAAGGCACAAACUGACUCAGACGAGGGACGCAUACCAUUACUUUCUAAAUCAAACUUUGAGGCUCUAUGUGGUGAGAAAACUCCAGUCUGCAUAAUUGGUGCCUUCAGAUCUUCUAAAGCUAGAGAAAAGCUAGAAUCAAUCCUCUCUUUGGUCUCUCAAAAAUCUUUGUCAAGACGACCAAGUCAGGGAUCCAGCAGCUCUAGGGACUCCAUUUUCUAUGUUCUCUUAGAUGCUGCGAAGCAAAAAUCAUUUCUAAAGGCAUUUGACAAAACAGAUUAUAAAUCAUCAAAUAAUUUGUUGAUUGCCUACAAACCUCGGAGAGGGAAGUAUAGUGUAUUUAUGGGCGAAAUGACAAUAGAGGAGGCAGAGAAGUUCAUUAGCUCCGUUCUCAGUGGAGAUGUACCCUUCAGAGAAACAAGUAGGAAGCCUGUACUAGAGUAUUAGAUCAUAAAAUUGGGUUUUGCACUGUUUUGGAUGCAUGCUCAUGUACAUAGUCAAAGAGAUCAUAAAAUUGGGUUUUGCACUGUUUUGGAUGCAUGCUCAUGUACAUAGUCAAAGAGAUAUAUAAAAUAUUUUGUUUUGUAUACUAUCAAGAGUGCAAAGGAUCUAAUUAAGAUAACAGCACAUAGGAUAUUAUUGA
Molecule: messenger RNA, 2068 nt
Organism: Glycine soja
Lineage: Eukaryota; Viridiplantae; Streptophyta; Magnoliopsida; Fabales; Fabaceae
Product: dnaJ protein ERDJ3A-like
Exons: 7
Coding region: 139-1872 (577 amino acids)
Source: RefSeq, a predicted model, not a curated record